GGCAUAAGGUUUCCGGUGUUAUGGCGACCACUGGGAAACAUCAUCGCUUCAGUCAGGAGAAUAGCAGGCUGUGCAUUCAGAGUGCUGUGAAGAGAGGCGGCUAUCUCACAUGUCUGUGUGAUUCUGACUAUGCUGCUCUUGGUAGCGCUGGGCAUUGUUUUUUCUUUCACUGUGGUCAUCACUGAGAAGGCUGAGAACACCAACCACAAACCACCACCAGUACCACUGCUCAGCUACAGCAGGAUCUCCCUGCCGCCAGAGCACGUACCCUACUUCCUCUACAGCAACAAGAGAGUCGCCAAGCAAUGCCGCCUGGACCCACUCUGCCCUUUUAAAGAUGCACUGCAGGAUCUGUCUGCCUGUUGGGGAUACGAGAAGAACUGUGAUCCAGGAAAGCGCUUUAACUACCCAGUCUGUGACAAAGCCGACUCAGGAUGGGCCCGUUCUCUGGAGGCAGCCCAGGAGCUUUUCUGGAAGCAGGCUGAUUUUGGUUACGUCAAGGAGCGUCUCUCUGAGCUCAAAACACUCUGCAAGGCCAGCAAGCCAGGGGACUCAUCAUUAAAAUGCAGUAGCCACACUCGCUUCUGUAAGGCGACCAACCUUUACCUGGACUUGCGUAAGCCACGCAGAAGUCAUGAGAGGUACAAGGAGGACUUCAUUCAAGAGGGUGAGAUUGGAGGUAGCUGCAGACUGAACAAACGAGCCCUUGCUGUCGAGGGAGAGCACAAGAGCCCCUUGCAAUCUUGGUAUGCUGAGCUGCAGACAUACACAGAGCUGGACUUCCAUCCCAUAGAGGAUGGACACUGUGACCUUGUCAUUGAAAAGCCCACUGUUUUCAUGAAACUAGACGCUGGUGUGAACAUGUACCACCAUUUCUGUGACUUUGUCAACCUCUACAUCUCCCAGCACAUCAACAACUCCUUCAGUUUAGAUGUCAACAUCGUCAUGUGGGACACGAGUUUUUAUGGUUAUGGAGAUCUGUUCGAUGAUACAUGGAGGGCCUUCUCAGAGUAUGACAUCAUCCACCUUAAGACCUAUGACUCAAAAAGAGUUUGUUUCAAAGAUGCCUUCUUCUCCCUCCUCCCGAGAAUGAGAUACGGCCUCUUUUACAACACGCCUCUUAUCUCAGACUGCCACAGUGAAGGAUUGUUUAGGGCGUUCUCCCAGCAUGUCCUCCAUCGACUGAACAUCCUGCAGGAUGGACCAAAGGAGGGGCGUGUUCGUGUCACCCUGCUGGCUCGCAGCACAGAAUACAGAAGGAUAUUAAACCAAGUGGAGCUGGUAAAUGCCCUCAAGACUGUGCCUUUACUGGAGGUCAAUGUGGUGGACUACAAAUAUAAGGAUGUUCCCUUCCUGAUGCAGUUGAGGAUCACCCACAACUCUGACAUCUUUAUAGGGAUGCACGGGGCGGGUCUCACACACCUCCUCUUCCUCCCUGACUGGGCUGUCAUCUUUGAGCUAUAUAAUUGUCAGGAUGAGAGCUGCUAUCGAGAUUUGGCUCGGCUGCGGGGCAUUCGAUACGUGACUUGGCAGAAAAUGGACAAAGUGCUCCCACAGGACAAGGGUCACCAUCCAACCCUUGGGGACCAUCCAAAGUUUACCAACUACUCCUUUGAUGUGGGGGAGUUCAUGCGCCUCGUGCUGGAGGCAGCUGAUUACGUCACACACCAUCCCAAAUGGCAGCGUCGCACCCUUCAUGAUGAACUCUAGAGUCUCUGUGAGUGUGGGACACCGCCGCUGCUGGAGAACUUUUCACAUGUGAUCAAAAGACCUCUUCACAUUGGCAAAAUACUUUUUAGAAGUUACCUCAUCCAUCAGUGGUCUGGUUGAGUAUUUGUCACCUCCUGUCUGCUGCUUUGAUGAUAGGUCCUGGAUGAGUGAAAGCAAUAUGGCGGACAACUCGGAGUUGAAUAGCUUCCACCGGCUCUAUUAGUGUCAAAUCAGUUAAAGGACAAGUUGCGUGCAGUUGAAGCAUCUGGAGCGCGAUAAGAUGUGUCCUAUGUUUCUUCAUUACCUCCGCUGCGUCUACUUCAUUCCAUGCCGACAAAGUUGCCUAAUGAGCAGCUGUUACGGCGUCCCUUCACAUGCGACAUCUUGUCACAUUUGAUCAGUGUCACCUUGAUGCAAGCCUCUUCAGAGCUGUUGACAAUCACACCAGAGUUUCUGAGCACACCCAGCGUACACCUUUCUAAUAUGACGUGCAGUAUUCACAUGCUGGAUUCACGCCUGUAGUUCUAGACUUAGACUGUUUUUGCAGUUUGUUUGACACGUGAAUUGAGGUUAGACUCAUCACACACAUUAAUAGACAAAAGGUAGGUAAGACACUCCCACUGCCAUGAGGGAUUUUCUUUUAUAUCAGUAUUUGCGUUUGUAUCUGUACAAGCACAACGAUACUUUUAAACACUUUAACUGUAAAUACUGUAAAUGUGAAGUCAAAUAUUUGUCAGUACAGUUCAGCACUCCAUUGUUUCAUGUAACGUGGUGAAAAUAAUGCAUUUGUCAGCUAAAGAUCAAAAAUAUAUGCAAGACUUUUUAACAUUAAUUAACUUAAAUGUAUGUAUGUCAUGUUGGUCUAAUGGACAGAUGUCUGUUUUUAUUAUUAAUUCCUUUGCAUUUUACCAAAGGAAACACAUUGUCAUUAUGGUCAAACGAUGAGGGUGCUGCUGUUGUCUGUUACCUUUUGAAUCCUGUUUAUAUUUUCCAGUAACUGCGCCUGAGUUGGAUUCAGCAUUUUCGUACUGUGUGAUGUAAUGCACCGGAGUUAUCUGAGCGAUCAGAAGAUCAUUUUCGUGUUUCUCGGCCUCUGCGUCAGCUUGAUGUUUUAUUUAUCGAUGAAACCACGUUGAACUCAGUCAGACCUUUUCGGUCAGGGCUUUUGCUCGACUUGUAGGCAAUUUCAUAUUCAAAAGCUGUGUAAUAUUUUUG
This is a messenger RNA of Epinephelus moara (kelp grouper), 2925 nucleotides long. RefSeq names its product EGF domain-specific O-linked N-acetylglucosamine (GlcNAc) transferase (gene eogt). The coding region runs from base 130 to 1710 and encodes 526 amino acids. The transcript is spliced from 16 exons. The record is from RefSeq and is a predicted model, not a curated record. Gene Ontology annotation, molecular function: protein N-acetylglucosaminyltransferase activity. Lineage: Eukaryota; Metazoa; Chordata; Actinopteri; Perciformes; Serranidae. Gene Ontology annotation, cellular component: endoplasmic reticulum lumen.